CUAACAUGGCCGUCACCAGAGAGAGAGUCCAAGGAUUUUGAGACGUAUAUUAUUUGAUUCUGCUUAAACUCUUUUGAUGAUUGACGAUGCCACUUGCUGGUCGUUGAUGUUGCAGCUCUAUAACAUCCCUUUGAAUGUAAGAAGAGAGAAGCCACACCCACUCAUUGAUUCCAGUUCCCUGGGCACGACUACAGCCCUGACAUCCGUCCCUCAGACUGGCAGUCCCCGCUGGUCCAGCAUCUUGGAGCUGGGGGCCACAGUUGCCUACCUCUGCCAGCCGGACUGGGAUCGGGACAAGUGUGGACCGUAACUACCAGCUCUGGGCAUCUCGACAGAGCAUGGUGAGAGACGGCGGCUGCCAUGGAGCUACAGGAUAAGAAACAGGAGGAGGAGGCGACUCCACUGGGACUGUCCACGGCUCAGGCUCUGUGCACCCUGCGGGACCAGCUGUCCAACUUACUGGGACAACACCAGAAAUCCAGCCGGCGUAGAUCCACCGUACAGGAGCUGUGGGCUAAGAGCUUCCUUCAUCAUGACAGCCGGCAUUCGUGCUUCCAUUGGCCAGGAGCUGUUCUCACUCUGGUUGUGGUGGUUGGACUGUUGUGUUGUUAUGGCAGUCAGCCGGCAGGCAGUCAGGGCAUAGUGUUAGUGAACGCGGGUGCACUCUUCCUCCUCCUGCUGCUAAACCUCCUCCUCAUCAGGCGGCAGCAGAGCUUACGGAUGAGUGAGAUGGUGCGGAAGCUCAAGUCCAUCAUCUCACAGUUGAACGAUUAUUUGGAGAGAAGUGCCGGACAUCCAAUCAGAUGGGCCCCCUCUUUGUAUCCUGACCGCUACACCCCCACUUCCCCUUCCUGGUCACUGCAUUGGACGUUCAGAGACGAACAGCUGGUUAAUCUACCUGUCAGUCUUCUGGUGGAAGGUGAUGUCAUCGCUCUUAGACCGGGUCAGGAAGCCUUUGCAUCUCUCAGAGGCAUCAAGGAUGACGAACACAUCGUGCUGGAGCCUGGAGACCUUUUCCCACCGUUCUCUCCUCCUCCCUCCCCGCGUGGGAAUGAGCGGAGGGGCCCCCACAGUCCCCAGCAGUACCGCCUCUUCAGGGUGGUGCGCACACCUAUACUCGACAGCGUCAGGAACAGUCUUGACCUGGCUCUCUCCCGUCCUGUCACAGCCCUUGAUAAUGAACGGUUCACAGUGCAGUCCAUCAUUGGCAAAUUCGCCUGUCCUGCUGUAUUGGUGGCCUUUUUCUGUGUUAACACAAUCCGGUUCUUCUGUGACACUCCUGGUCUCACCCCUGGACCCUUCAACUUCCUUCAGUUGCAGAUGAUGGGUGUAUUGCCUAUUUUACCUCUUUUGUUUCCUGUGAUGUGGAUUCUGGUGAAUGCGUACGGAGAGGCCCGCGUGUUAGCCGAGUCCAGCCGUAACUCUCCCACUGGCCUGCUUGCUAAGUUCUCAGAGGACACUCUAAGCAGCUACACGGAAGUGGUGUCCUCCCAGGAGAUGCUUCGCUGUGUGUGGAGACACCUGGUCAGUGUGUUGAAGGGAGAGUCCCAGACCCUCUGUUAUACCUCCAGUCUGCUGCACUCGUUGGGUUCAGUCACUGUGCUGUGCUGUGUGGAUAAGCAGGGCAUUCUGUCCUGGCCCAACCCCAGUCCCGAGACCGUGCUGUUCUUCAGCGGACGAGUCGAACCUCCUCAUGACAGCCAGGAUGACCUCAGAGACGACCUUUCAGUCACCUCCCUCUGCAGGACAGAGGGCGAGGAGGAAAGAGACGAGCCUCAGGAAUGCGAAGCACUGCUGUGUUUACCAGCGUUCGAACCCUCGCUUCACAUGGCUGAGCAGGAACCCAGCGAGACGUCACAUGAUACCUCAGACACCCAGCGUCAGCGUCGAGGACCCCAAACCACCCGUUCCAAACACCCUUCAGGAUCCAACGUCAGUUUCAGCCAUGACAUUGAGGGUGGUGAUAAUGACAUCGCUCAGCAGUGUGGUGUAGGUGAUGAUCUGUGUGAAGCGGAAGAUUUUGUGUGCGACUAUCAUCUGGAGAUGUUGAGUCUGUCCCAGGAUCAGCAGAACCCUGUCAGCAUUCAGUUUGAUGACUCCAGUUGGCAGAAUCACCUGCCCUCUUUGAAGCCUCUGGGUUUGAACAUCCUAUUGAACCUGUGCAAUGCCACCGUCACCCAGCAGCUCUGCAGAUUUUCAGACCACUUGUCAAACAUGGCGCUGCAGGAAUGCCAUGGGGAGGUUCUACCAGUUCAUGUUCCCUGGGGCCUCUGUGAACUAUCUCGCCUUAUAGGUUUCACUCCAGGAGCGAGGGAACUCUUUAAGCAUGAGAAUCAUCUGGCACUGUAUCAGCUUCCUUCCGGAGAGAAGGCCAAAGAAUCUGCUCCCCGGCGCCUCCAACACUUCACCAAACGCCAGCCCCCCAUCAGUCACCUCAUCAGUCUGUUCGUCAGGGACAGCACUACCAAUAAUGUACAGAUGCUCUCCCACGGCUCGGCCGACCUCAUCCUGGAAGCCUGCACGGAUUUCUGGGAUGGGGCGGACAUCUAUCCGCUGUCUGGCUCGGAUAGGAAAAAGGUUUUAGAUUUCUACCAACGUGCCUGUCUGUCAGGAUAUUGUUCUGCAUUCGCCUAUAAGCCUAUGCAGGUGACAUUGUCUGGACAGCUCAAUGGAAAAUGUGUGGAGCUGGCUUCAGGCCCCACGCUCUUUUCUGGGGUGGAGCUUCCCAGUACCACCCCCAUCAAACACGGCAGCCGCAGGAACAGCUGGAGCUCUGAUGAGGGUAUUGGAGAAGGUUUGGAGAAGGAGGACUGCGUGCAGGCUCUGAGUGGCCAGAUCUUCAUGGGAAUGGUGUCGUCCCAGUUCCAGGCCCGACUGGACACUGUGCGGCUCAUUGAGAACCUGGUGGGAGCCUGUAUCCGCUUUGUGUACUUCUCCAUGGAGGACGAGCUGCGUAGCAAAGUGUUUGCAGAGAAGAUGGGUUUGGAGACGGGCUGGAACUGUCACAUCUCUCUGACCCCAAACGGAGAUGGUCACUGCGAUGGUGCUCCAUCCAGCCCGAGCCAAGCAGGAUCUCUACACGAUGACCUUCUUCACGAUUCUCGUGAUGAUGCAGAGGGCCCACUACUGCCUGAGGACCAAUCAGAUCUCGCCAGCUUCCAGCCUACUGACAGUGAUGUGCCCAGUUUCUUAGAAGACUGCAACAGAGCCAAACUGCCUCGUGGCAUUCAUCAGGUUCGCCCACAUUUGAAGAACAUGGACAAUGUGCCUCUUCUGGUACCCCUGUUUACAGACUGCACCCCAGAAACAAUGUGUGAAAUGAUGGAGAUCAUGCAGGAGAACAGAGAGGUGACGUGCUGUUUGGGGAGCUCUGCAAACUUCCGUAACAGCUGCCUUUUUCUGCAAAGUGACAUCAGUAUCUCCCUGGAUCCUCUGUACCCGUCCCGGUGCUCAUGGGAGACAUUUGGGUAUGCUGCGGGUUGCGGGCCGAAUGGAGACUGUGAUGAGCUGUCUCCCCUGGGUCUCAGUGCUCGUCUCAACAGUCUCGCCUGCUCCAUGUCCUUCCAUCAGGGCGAGAGUGUCAGCAUGGUCAAACUCAUAGAGCAGGCGAGACACACCACUUACGGCAUUCGCAAGUGCUUCCUCUUCCUACUGCAGUGUCAACUGACGCUGGUCAUCAUUCAGUUCCUGGCCUGUCUUAUUCAGCUGCCUCCUCCCAUGAAUAUAACAGACAUACUGUGGCUUUCCUGCUUCUGUUACCCACUGCUAAGCGUGUCCUUCCUGGGAAAACCUCCUGACAGUUCAGUAAUGACAGUCGCUACUGGAAAGAAUCUGGACUCCAUACCACGCAAGACUCAGCACUACUUCCUGGGCUGGUUCCUGUUGAAGUUCGGUCUGACGAUGUUAGCCUACUUAGUCGGCUUUGGGUUUUCUCUGCAGGAAGUGUGUUCUAGAGCAGCUAACCUCACAAAAAUAUAUAACCGCAACAUCACCUGCUCUCACAUAUUCGUAUCCAGUGUAUACAGCUCCCAGGAUGGCCCGCAGUGGUUUGGGGAAUUGUCCAAUGGGCUGCUUUUGAUUCAGAAGAUCAUGGCAGGUUUUCUGGCUUUGCACACAGUGGUCAUCUCUCUGAGCUAUGUGCACCGUUCACAACCCCUGUGGAGGAGGAACCCCUUCAGUAACACAUGGUGGUGUCUCACAGUGCUUGUGGUAUUGUUGGGACAGGUGGUUCAGGCUGUGAUAGAUUAUCAGUUGUGGCAGGACAGGAGUACAGCGAUGUUCUUCACGCUACAUCACAUUCCCCUCUUUAUCUGGCUGUUGGUCUCUCUGUCCAUCGUACUUGUGGUGCUAAUCAAUGAAGCAGUAAAACUGCAUGAAAUCAGGGUACGAGUGCGUUACCAGAAGAGGCAGAAGCUUCAGUUUGAAACUAAGCUGGGGAUGAACUCUCCCUUCUGACCUGUGUCUGUCCGGGACACUUAAGCGUCAUGUUCAUUUCAGUGGUGGAGAAGAUGAAGACUAAUUUGGAUUUCCUUCCAGCAGAGUGCUUCCUGCAACACCUCCAAUGGGCAGAACUCUAUUUCUCCCAUGAAUGCCACUGAGGGCUGUGUUUUGAAUCAGUAAGAUCCUAAACUAUCUUUUGAUUAAGGCUUUACUCAAAGUAAAGAUUUAAUCUGUGUUAUUUGAGGGAUGUUCACCUGCAUGCUGCUUUGGUUUGGACAGGGUCAUUUAAUGGAGGGAUUGUUUUUCAGUGAGGCCAUUCCUUUAUCCCCUUCAAAACCUGAAACUGUAAUGCACGAUAUAGAGAAUAUAUACCAAAAUGUACAAUGGAGGGCUAAAUUAGCAUGAUCUUUUACUUACUUUUUAUUUUUUUUAUUUUUUAUUAGAUGUUGUGAAAAGGGGAUUAUAUUGAUUUCCUUUGUUUCAAACACGAAACAGUUGACCGCUCAUGAGAUGAGCUUUAGCUGUAGGUUUUCUGUGUUCAUAUUUUAGCCGUAUGGUUCUUUGUCACACGUGCAGUUCAUUUAGUACAUCAUACAAGCUUGUUGAAGCCUGUUUUAACAGGUUAUAAUGUGAAUGUCAUCACCACAACUUACCUCAUAUUCCGAGGGGAAAUAUUUCAUUCUGUUUUCUUUUGUGCUCAAGUGAACUCAUUUACAAGAAUUUAUCAGCUAGAGCAACUUAGCUGAGAAGCUUAGCUUCCAAAAUCAAAUGCAGUCAGUGGGAGACUGUGUAAACUCAUUUACUAGCUCACCUAGAACCAGUCAGGCUUUACGUCUCAUUUUCUCUUACAAAUCAAUAUCAGAUGAAAUGCAUGAGUAGCUGAUAUCUUUUUUUAGUCCUUUUUUAAACUCCUUUUUCACUGAAAAGUUCUUAAAGUUAAAUCCAAAACGAAGACUUUUUAAGCAGGCCAAGCAAUAGCUUUCAAGCUGAAGGGAGAAUGUUCCAUCUUGUUCUCAUUCUGUCAAUAGUUUUUUUU
Molecule: messenger RNA, 5476 nt
Organism: Carassius auratus (goldfish)
Lineage: Eukaryota; Metazoa; Chordata; Actinopteri; Cypriniformes; Cyprinidae
Product: transmembrane protein 94-like
Exons: 32
Coding region: 361-4455 (1364 amino acids)
Source: RefSeq, a predicted model, not a curated record